Oncorhynchus mykiss (rainbow trout) is the source of this 1933-nucleotide messenger RNA. RefSeq names its product renin. Lineage: Eukaryota; Metazoa; Chordata; Actinopteri; Salmoniformes; Salmonidae. Gene Ontology annotation, molecular function: aspartic-type endopeptidase activity. The record is from RefSeq and is a predicted model, not a curated record. Gene Ontology annotation, biological process: angiotensin maturation.
CACAGUUCACAUCUCACUCUGGGACCUGUUUAUCAAGGGAGGGCUGGGUGAGGUAGAAGGGAGGGAAAGAGUUGGUGGACACUUUUAGGGAAGCUCAGAGCUGGUAUAAAAAGAGCAGUCAAACAGAGAGAGAGGGGCCAAUCUUUCAGAAGAUCAGAUGUACAACUAGCUGGUUUGCCCGGAGGAACGGUACAAGGAAAACCUAGUCAAGUUAACUUGUGCAUCUCCUCGCACACUCCUUCACGCUCCAGGGUCUCCAUGGCCCUGCUGAUGCAAUGCUGGGUGUGUGUGAUUACUCUGUCACUCACGAUGACCACCAGCCAUGCCUUACAAAGGAUCAGUCUGAAGAAGAUGCCCUCCAUAAGAGAAACCCUACAUGAGAUGGGCGUGUCUCCAGCACAGUUAUUCGCUGAAUUGGCCCAGAAGAGCAAAGAUGACCUCUCCCCCAGCAACGGGACAGCCCCCACCCCCCUCACCAACUACCUGGAUACCCAGUACUAUGGGGAGAUCAGUAUUGGUUCUCCUGCCCAGAUGUUCAAUGUAGUGUUUGAUACAGGCUCAGCCAACCUGUGGGUGCCCUCAUACAGUUGUUCCCCUCUCUAUACUGCCUGCUUUACCCACAACAGAUAUGACAGUUCUAAGUCCCGGACGCACAUCAAGAACGGGACAGGUUUCUCCAUCCAGUAUGCCUCUGGAAACGUCAGGGGAUUCCUGAGUGAGGAUGUGGUUGUGGUGGGUGGCAUCCCAGUGGUCCAGGUAUUUGCAGAGGCCACAGCCCUGCCUGCCAUCCCCUUCAUCUUUGCCAAGUUUGACGGAGUCCUUGGGAUGGGCUACCCCAACGUGGCCAUCGACGGUAUCACCCCUGUGUUCGACCGCAUCAUGUCCCAGCACGUCCUCAAGGAGGAGGUCUUCUCUGUCUAUUAUAGCAAGGACCCAAUGCACAAACCAGGUGGGGAGCUAGUGAUGGGAGGAACAGACCCAGAGUACUACACUGGUACCUUCAACUACAUGGGCACCAGUGAGACAGGAAAAUGGGAGGUCAGCAUGAAAGGGGUGACAGUGGGGGAGGAUAUGCUGUUCUGUAAGGAAGGCUGUACGGCAGUGAUUGACACAGGCUCCUCCUACAUCACAGGCCCCGCCUCCUCUGUGUCUGUACUGAUGAAAACCAUUGGAGCCACAGAACUGGCAGAGGGAGGGUACACUGUAAACUGUGACCUGGUGAAGUCCUUACCCAGUGUCACCUUCCACCUCGGAGGACAUGAGUACUCCCUCACUGAGGAUGACUACAUCUUAUGGCAAUCUCAGUUUGGAGAGGACAUCUGUAGUGUGACCUUUAGGGGUUUGGAUGUGCCGCCUCCUACUGGCCCUAUCUGGAUCCUGGGAGCCAACUUCAUCGCCCGCUACUACACAGAGUUUGACCGUCGCAACAACCGCAUAGGCUUCGCCACAGCAGUCUGACAGGAGCCUCUGCUUAGCCACCAAGCUUUCACUCUCUCUUGCUCUUACUUCCUCCAUACUCUCUUUGUCUCUGUUACUGUCUCUUACUAUCAGCCUGUAUUUCUCACUUACACUCUCUUACACUCUAUUAUUACGUUUCUCUGUCUCUUUAUCACAGGGCCUGCCCUUUGUCCCCAUCUUUUUUUACACUUCUUGCAUUCUGCCAUGUCAAGUCAUCAUUUUUUAUUAAAUCUGUGCCAAUUGCACUUUUCACCUCUUAUCACCCAAUCAGAAUAUAUCUUUGUUUUUAGUUGACGAUCAUUGACGUGCAGCUAACAACAACACACUUAUUUUGUGUUAUAUAUCCCAUGGCAUGCUGAUGUCAUGUCAUACAGUUACAUUUUUUUUAACAAUCCCCAUGUAAUAGCACUGUCUACAAUGUCAUGAUGUAACAAGAAUAAAGCUUAUUUAAUGGACAUGUCUAUAUUAUUGUUAU